AUAAUAUUUAUUGAGGACAACAGUAUCUGUUUCAUCGAGGUGUCAUCAUGACACCGCUGUGAGUUUGUUAUGUUUGACCGAGCAACACAUUUCCGCUGGAGAAGGUCUGCCCUUUGGCAGAUUGUUGCCUUGCUCAGCCCAUCUGCCAUCGGGAGAGGCUAACAGUGAAGCAGCAUGUCCAGUGGGAAUGAGUCCUGUCUGUUUGAGAACGGAUCCAUCAGCCUCUUCCCCUGCCUGGUCCAUGUGUGGGAGGAGUGGGCAGGACUCGGGCAGAUCGAGGAUUAUCUCAACUUCCUGGAGUAUCUGGUCUGGGUUUUCACACCGCUAGUCGUGGUCUUCAUCCUGCCCUUUCUCAUAGUGAUUCUUCUCUAUCUGUCAAUACUUUUCCUCCAUGUGUACAAACGCAAGAACCAGCUGAGGGAAGCAUAUUCCAAUAACCUUUGGGAUGGAGCAAGGAAAACUCUGGCCACCCUGUGGGAUGGGCAUGGUGCUAUUUGGCAUGGUUAUGAAAUCCAUGGUUUAGACAAGAUUCCAGAUGAAGGACCUGCUCUCAUAGUCUAUUAUCACGGGGCGAUUCCUGUAGACUACUAUUAUUUCUUGGCAACAGUUAUCAUUCAGAAGGGAAGAACUUGUCAUUCAGUGGCUGAUCAUUUUCUCUUCAAGGUUCCAGGCUUUAAGCUCCUGUUGGAGGUGUUCAGUGUGAUCCACGGGCCACAGGAGGAGUGUGUGAAGGCUCUGCGGAACGGUCAUCUCCUGGGCAUCUCUCCUGGUGGAGUACGAGAGGCUCUGUUCAGCGACGAGACGUACCCUCUGCUUUGGGGCAAACGCAAAGGAUUUGCACAAGUGGCCAUUGACUCUAAAGUGCCAGUCAUACCAAUGUUUACGCAAAACUUGAGGGAGGGAUUUCGCUCUCUUGGAACAUUAAGAUUUUUCCGCUGGGUGUAUGAGAGGUUUCGUCUUCCAGUAGCACCCAUCUAUGGAGGAUUUCCAGUCAAAUUUCGCACUUUCUUGGGUGACCCAAUUCCAUACGACCCAAAACUCAAUGCAGCCGAGUUGGCUGAAAAGGUGCAACAAGCGGUUCAAGCACUUAUCGACAAACACCAGAAGAUACCUGGAAACAUCCUGCGCGCUCUUUUGGAGCGAUUCCAAAGGGAACAUAAAGAAGAUUAGCACACCUGCCUUCUCUCAGACUCAAGUCAAUAAAUAUGCGUCAAGCAUACUUCAAAUGAAUACUGAAGACUUUAUAAUAUCCUUAUACCAUGCAACUACGUUACUGAUACUAAAAUGGACAUAUCAGCACAUACUGCAGUGUUGCAUAUGGAGAUAAAAGGUGCGUGUCUUUAACGUCGGAUAUAGUGUUGUGCAUGUUGAAGGGUGUGUGUGUAUGUGUCUGUCUGUGUGUGUUGUUUUAAGUUGGAAUCAACAAUUUAUUUGCACACUUUGAUUUUAUUCAAAGGACCACUGCCAAAUUAGUCCGCAAAGCCUUUGUUUAGUGUUGUUUUCUUUUUUCUUUUUUAGAAAAAAGUUGCAUCCUCUCCUAAACAUUGAUAUUACUUUCUCAUCUGAAGGAAUUCUUUUAAACUUAUGCUUACUGUGAAUUUUUGUGAGCACAGUCAAUAAUAACAAUGACAGAUACAUGCUUGUUUGUUUGUUUGAUGUUGUAAUGACAGGUUUUAGUCUAAUAUAUCUCUGUAUUAGCUGUCAGACGUGAACUGCUGUCUAUAUAAAGAAAUAGUUUAAACUAAAAAUAUCAAAUGUUUGAUGUUAGGUGGAUUUUUUUUCUUCAGUAGAACAUUUGAUUGUUUGUUUGUUUUGGGGCUAAAACUGUGGUAAUUACACUGCAAAAAAUGCUUUUCUUAAUUCGAUUUUUUGUCUUGUUUCUAGUCCAAAUAUAUAAAAAAAAUCUUAUAUCAAGAAGCAUUUUCUAGGCAAGCAAAACUUAUUCUCUUGUUUUUAGAAAUAAUGUGGCAAUAGUUUUUUCCUUAAAACAAGCAAAAUAAUCUGCGAGUGGAGUAAGCAAAAUAAUCUUGUUUUUACUUUUGACAUAAGAUUAUUUUGCUUGCCCCAUUAGCAGAUUAUUUAGCUUGUUCUUAGGAGAAAAUCACAAAAUUUUGGCAAAUUAAUUCUGAAAACAAGACAAUAUGUUUUGCUUGUCUUGAAAAUUCCUCUUGAUUUAAGAAUUUUUUUGAUAUUUGGAUUAGAAACGAGACAAAAUCUAAGUAAGAAAAGCAUUUUCUGCAGUGUAGUGAUUCAUAAAAUUCAACAGUCAACCCACACUUUACACACACACAAACACUUGUAUAUAUGUUAGACGAGGACUCUCCAUAAAGGCAUAGUAUUUUCUACUGUAAAAAAACAUUUAUUAUAUGGCUUUACCGCAGUGUUUCUCAACAACGUACAUGGAGGACCACCAGCUCUGCACAUUUUCCAUGUGUCCUUAACCAAACACACCUGAUUCAGAUCAUCAGUUUAUUAGCAGAGACUGAAAGACCUUUAAUGUGUGUGACAGACAAAGGAGACAUUAAAAACACGCAGUGUCGGUGGUCCCCCGGGAAAGUGGUAGAGAAACACAGCUUUACUCUACUCUUAAUUCUAAACACAAUGCUUUUAAA
Danio rerio (zebrafish) is the source of this 2612-nucleotide messenger RNA. RefSeq names its product transmembrane protein 68 (gene tmem68). Gene Ontology annotation, molecular function: acyltransferase activity. The record is from RefSeq and is marked provisional. Lineage: Eukaryota; Metazoa; Chordata; Actinopteri; Cypriniformes; Danionidae.